Penaeus chinensis is the source of this 898-nucleotide messenger RNA. Its product is annotated as very low-density lipoprotein receptor-like. The coding region runs from base 27 to 755 and encodes 242 amino acids. The record is from RefSeq and is a predicted model, not a curated record. Gene Ontology annotation, molecular function: protein binding. The transcript has 8 exons. Lineage: Eukaryota; Metazoa; Arthropoda; Malacostraca; Decapoda; Penaeidae. Gene Ontology annotation, cellular component: plasma membrane.
CUCACCUGCGGCCUGACCCGCAGAUAAUGGCUUGGGUGCAGCGAUGCUUCCUGCUGGCGGUGGUGGCAGUGUGUUGGCACAGUGCGGUGCUGGUGUUGAGCCUUCCAACCUCGGACGAAGCGGCGUUGUUAGAAGCAAACAGAUUGGUAAAACGCUCAGUUUCUCCUGCCGUCCAAGAACUCACUGUGGGACAACGUUUGGUUAAUGUGGUGUCUUCAGGAUUUUCUUCCCUCACAAAUGCCAUCCAUUCUCUCAUGGAUUCCGUUGAUGAUCUGGCAGCUGUGGUCAGAAACAACACGAAAACGGUAGCCAAGUUGACAACGUGUAAUAGUGUAGAGUUUCGGUGUGAGAGCGGCGAGUGCAUCAAACUAGACUCCCUUUGCAACGGACGGCCGGAUUGUCGGGACGAAUCGGAUGAGAAAAACUGCGGAAACUCGUGUGUUAACAAGACCCACUUCAGCUGCGACGAUGACCAGUGCCUUCCCCGCCUGGCGCUCUGUGAUAUCUUCCAGGACUGUGAUGAUGGCUUUGAUGAGAGCUCGGAGGCAGGCUGUAACGGGAAGUCAAAGUGUCGAGAGGACGAAUUCAAGUGCGUGACGUCAGGAAGGUGCAUCGCCGACGCCUUCAGAUGUGAUCAGGACAUGGAUUGCAAGGAUGGGAGUGAUGAGCGCAACUGCACACAGGUACCAUGUGAUGCAGGCUUCAUCCACUGCGCUUCAGGGAAACGAAUGUUACCGAUCCUCUUGGCGAUGUGACGGAGAGAGGACUGUGCAGACGGCAGCGACGAAAAGGAUUGUACAGUAGAUUGUGCCUUAGAUGAGUUUAGAUGUGAGAAGACAGGUAAGUGUAUCAGCGGCUACCUCGCGUGCGACGGAGAACAAGACUGUGAAGACGGCAG